CCCGGCCUGAGAGAGCGGUGGGCAGCUGCACCGCACCGCCAACGGCCGCGAGUGGCGAGCGGCGUAGGUCCAGCUCCCGCGGCGGCGCCGCUGGCUGCAGUCUUGAGGGUGUGCGGCCGGAGAGGUCCAGCCCACUCCGCGGAGGGGCCGGCCGCCCCGCCCCCUUCCCCACCUACCUCCCUGGCGCCCCCCUCCCGGGCUCGCGCUCCCGACGCUCAGCGAGGCUGCUUGGGAGCCCGGGGUUCUCGCGGAGGCGGUGGCAUCGCCCCCGCAUUCGGCCCCGCCCCCUCGCGCCCCGCCCCGUCCCCGCCCUCUCCACCGCCCUCUGCGGGAGCCGGGCAGCUGCAGCGGAGCCGUGGAGCGGGCGGCGGGGUAGGGGCAGUGAGCUGGGGGAGCGCGGGAUGUGAGGCUCGGCGGGCCGCAGCGCGCACGGACGGUCGGACGGGCGAGGGGAGGCGACCCCUCGCGGACGACCGGCCGCGCGCCGGGCAGAGGACUCGCUCUCUCGCUCGCCCUUGCGCGAACCCCGCGCCCUCCAGCGCGCCGGCGGGACCAUGAAGAAGUUCUCUCGAAUGCCCAAGUCGGAGGGCGGUGGCGGCGGCGGCGGAGCGGCGGGUGGCGCGGCCGGCGGGGUCGGGGCCGGCUCCAGCUCCGGUAGCUCGUCCGUGGGUGUCCGGGUGUUCUCGGUCGGCCGCUACCAGGUCACCCUGGAGGAGUCGCUGGCCGAAGGUGGAUUCUCCACGGUUUUUCUGGUGCGGACACAUGGUGGAAUCCGCCAUGCAUUGAAGAGAAUGUAUGUCAAUAACAUGCCAGACCUCAACAUUUGUAAAAGGGAAAUUACAAUUAUGAAGGAGCUGUCUGGUCACAAAAAUAUUGUGAGUUACUUGGAUUGUGCUGUUAACUCAAUUAGUGAUAAUGUAUGGGAAGUGCUUAUCUUAAUGGAAUAUUGCCGGGCUGGGCAAGUAGUGAAUCAGAUGAAUAAGAAGCUGCAGACAGGUUUUACGGAAGCAGAAGUGUUACAGAUAUUCUGUGAUACCUGUGAAGCUGUUGCAAGAUUGCAUCAGUGUAAGACUCCAGUAAUUCACCGGGAUCUGAAGGUAGAAAAUAUUUUGUUGAAUGAUAGUGGAAACUAUGUACUUUGUGACUUUGGCAGUGCCACGAAUAAGUUUCUUAAUCCUCAAAAAGACGGAGUUAAUCUAGUAGAAGAAGAAAUUAAAAAGUAUACAACUCUGUCAUACAGAGCCCCUGAAAUGAUCAACCUUUAUGGAGGGAAACCCAUCACCACCAAGGCUGAUAUCUGGGCCCUGGGAUGUUUACUGUACAAACUUUGUUUCUUCACUCUUCCUUUUGGUGAGAGUCAGGUUGCUAUCUGUGAUGGCAGCUUCACCGUCCCAGACAAUUCUCGUUACUCCCAUAACAUACAUUGCUUAAUAAGGUUCAUGCUUGAACCAGAUCCAGAACAUAGACCUGACAUAUUUCAAGUGUCCUAUUUUGCAUUUAAAUUUGCCAAAAAGGAUUGUCCAGUCUCCAACAUCAAUAAUUCUUCUAUUCCUUCAGCUCUUCCUGAACCGAUGACUGCUAGUGAAGCAGCUUCUAGGAAAAGCCAAAUAAAAGCCAGAAUAACAGAUACCAUUGGACCAACAGAAACCUCAAUUGCACCAAGACAAAGACCAAAGGCCAACUCUACUACUGCCACUCCCAGUGUGCUGACCAUUCAGAGUUCAGCAACACCUGUUAAAGUCCCUGUUCCUGGUGAAUUCGGUAGCCACAGACCAAAAGGAGCACCGAGACCUGGAAAUGGCCCCGAGAUUGUAUUGGGUCAGGGUCCCCCUCAGCAGCCUCCACAACAGCAUAGAGUACUUCAGCAGCUACAACAGGGAGAUUGGAGAUUGCAGCAACUACAUUUACAGCAUCGCCAUCCUCACCAGCAGCAGCAGCAGCAGCAGCAGCAGCAGCAGCAGCUACUUCAGGAUGCCUACAUGCAGCAGUAUCAACAUGCAAUGCAGCAGCAACAGAUCCUUCAGCAACAGUUUUUAAUGCAUUCAGUGUAUCAGCCGCAACCUUCUGCAUCACAGUAUCCUGCAAUGAUGCAGCAGUACCAGCAGGCUUUCUUGCAGCAACAAAUGCUAGCUCAGCAUCAGCAGCCUCAGCAACAGGCGUCUCCUGAGUAUCUUACCUCCCCUCAAGAGUUCUCACCGGCCUUAGUUUCCUACACUUCAUCACUUCCAGCUCAGGUUGGAACUAUAGUGGACUCCUCCUACAGUGCCAAUAGGUCAGUUGCUGGUAAAGAGGCAGUUGCAAAUGUUACAAGUCAGAAGAACAUCAGUAACCCACCUGAUAUGUCAGGGUGGAAUCCUUUUGGAGAGGAUAAUUUCUCCAAGUUAACAGAAGAGGAACUGUUGGACAGAGAAUUUGACCUUCUGAGAUCAAACAGGCUCGAGGAGAGAGCAUCCUCAGAUAAGAAUGUAGACCCACUUUCUGCUCCACAUAACCAUCUUCCAGAAGAUCCUUUUGGUUCUGUUCCUUUCAUUUCUCACCCAGGUUCUCCGGAAAAGAAAACUGAACAUUCAUCUACGAAUCAAGAAAAUAGUUCUGCAGACCCUAUCAAGAAUAGAAAAGCAAGUCCAGUAUCUAAAGACCACCGGACUGGAAAGAAAACCUCAGAGAAUUCACUGGUACAGGGUCAAGUGCAAAAGCGGAAUGAUGAGUCUGAAAGUGAUUUUGAGUCAGAUCCUCCUUCUCCCAAGAGCAGUGAAGAGGAGGAACAGGAGGAUGAGGAAGUUCUUCAGGGAGAGCAGGGAGAUUUUAAUGACGAUGAUACUGAACCAGAAAAUCUGGGCCACAGGCCUCUCCUCAUGGAUUCUGAAGACGAGGAAGAAGAGAAACAUAGCUCUGAUUCUGAUUAUGAGCAGGCCAAAGUGAAGUACAGUGACGUGAGCCCUGUCUACAGAGACAAAUCUGGCAGUGGAUCAGCACCAGGUCCCACCGACACACUUCUCACCCCAACCCGGUUACCCUCCGAUGUUGGAGUGGAGGCUCCCAAACUGGAAUUUGAUGUGUUCGGCGCUGUCCCCUUCUUCGCGGUGCGUCCUCAGCAGCCUCACCAAGGAGAGAAUGAAAAGAACUUCUGUCAGCAGACCCUGUGUCCUGCUGUGGGUCUAGAGCAGGAGGAAUUUGACGUAUUCACAAAGGCACCCUUUAGCAAGAAGGUCAGUGUACAAGACUGCCAUGGAGUGGGUCCUGAGGCACAUGCUCUCCCUGGUGGCCCCAAAAGUGUAGAUAUAUUUGGCUCCACUCCAUUUCAGCCUUUUCCCACAUCAACAAGUAAAAGUGACAGCAGCGAGGACCUUUUUGGGCUUGUGCCCUUUGAGGAAAUAACUGGGAGUCAACAGCAGAAAGUCAAGCAGCGGAGCUUACAGAAACUGUCUUCUCGCCAAAGGCGCACCAAGCAGGAUCUGUCCAAAAGUAACGGGAAGCGGCAUCAUGGCACGCCAACCAGCACAAAGAAGACUGUGAAGCCUACCUACCGCACUCCAGAGAGGGCUCGCAGGCACAAAAAGGUGGGCCGCCGAGACUCUCAAAGCAGCAAUGAAUUUUUAACCAUCUCGGACUCCAAGGAGAACAUUAGUGUUGCACUGACCGACGGGAGAGACAGAGGGAACGGCCUGCAACCCGAGGAGAAUCUGUUGGACCCCUUUGGUGCCAAGCCCUUCCAUCCUCCAGAUCUGCCAUGGCACCCUCCACAUCAGGGCCUGAGUGACAUCCGUGCCGACCACAACCCCGUCCUGCCUGGGCGGCCACGACCGAGUUCUCUGCAUGGCUCAUUCCAUAGUGCAGACGCGUUGAAAAUGGAUGAUUUUGGUGCCGUGCCCUUUACAGAACUUGUGGUGCAAAGCAUCGCUUCACAUCAGUCCCAACAGUCCCAGUCAGUUGAAUUAGACCCCUUUGGUGCUGCUCCAUUUCCUUCUAAACAGUAGAUACUUCUGACGGACUCUUGGCAUUAACUCCUGUUUCAAAAAAGUAUGAAUAGUUUUAUGAAUUUGAAAGAAAAUUUAUUUGUAUAGCUCUUUAUAUCAUUCAUUCUUACAGGUCAAUCAGAAUAGGUGAUUUUUAAAUAAACCAAAUAGUAAAAGGAAGCAUCUCCACAGGGUAGUGACUUCCCAUCUCUUCCACACAGGAGGAGCUCAACUGUUAGCUCUACCCCAGAUUUCGGCCACCAGAUGUGACUGCACGGACAUCCAGGGGAAGAACGUGCCGCCUUUCCAGUUGUGGAGCCACUGAAAAGGGACUGGAAAGGGGUGGCAUUAUUUUUAUAACAGGAUGUCACUUGUGUGUUCAUUUCCCAGGCUCAUGUCAGGAUCCAGCAUUUAAAACUAAGGUUAUUUGUACAUACAUAGGUUGCAUUUGUGGAUUUUUUAAAGGUCUCUUCUGAUUUCCACACAGUAAAAACAAACUCUGGUUCUCCUCAAGAAUUGGAAAGUUAUUAUCUGGAGAGAGCAGAAAUUUCAGUCUUUACACCUUUCUCAAAGAGCAGAGCCAGAAGUAACUGUUGUGCCUAAAACUGUUUCCUUUUAAAAAAACAAGUGCCAUUAAUAAUGGAAUAUCUAUACAGAAGCCUAGAACACAAACUAAAGAGUAGUAGCUGACGUGUGGAAAAUGUAAAAGAAAACAAUACAGAAGAGAGAAAAAAACCUACUUCAGGAACACUUGAUAAUUGUUUUUGAAUGGCUUCUUGUUCACAACUUUUACUGUCAUGUCCCUAAUAAAGCAGAUUGUUGGAAAAA
Molecule: messenger RNA, 4784 nt
Organism: Acinonyx jubatus (cheetah)
Lineage: Eukaryota; Metazoa; Chordata; Mammalia; Carnivora; Felidae
Gene: BMP2K
Product: BMP2 inducible kinase
Exons: 16
Coding region: 555-3977 (1140 amino acids)
Biological process (GO): protein phosphorylation
Molecular function (GO): protein kinase activity; ATP binding
Source: RefSeq, a predicted model, not a curated record